Cladocopium goreaui is the source of this 748-nucleotide messenger RNA. Lineage: Eukaryota; Dinophyceae; Suessiales; Symbiodiniaceae. The record is from the annotation of a GenBank genome assembly.
AUGACGGGUGACCAGGAAAAGCUGGAGGGCUUCAUCGAGCACGUGACCAGCAGAAAAUGCCGUGUGGAAGUCCUCAUCCGCAACUUUGUCCCUGCCUACAUCACCCGCCUGGAAACCACCACUGAUGUUCUCAAGAACCAGCUGGCAGUGAACGUGUUCCACCGAAAGUUUGAGUUGCCUAUGGCACCGCGCAGUGAUGAGCCUGGCACUGCACGGCUGGAUGAGACGUGGAACCUGGCUCCUAAAGCUGUGGUCAGAGGCUUCGUUCAGGUUCAUCAGCAGUGGUUCAUGGUCUUGGAAAACGCCCGUCUUCCGAAGAACCAGGAAGCCUGGCCUUUGGCGGGCGGAAUGUAUCCCACCAAUCUCAAGGUCACGUUCGAUCUGUCGGGCCGGCAUGUGCACGAUGUGGGCCUUGUAAAAGGAGUCGAUCGUUUGCAAUCGUCUACGCUGGAGAGUCCGGCCACGUACGCAAGGUUGGCAUCAACUUCAGUGGCAAAAGCACUGGUCAUCCCUUCUGGUGGUGGUGCUUCGUUGGUCGGCAUUGUGGUGGAUAAAACUCUUUGUCCUAUGGCAACAAUGUACUUGAGGGCUGAAACUGCUGCUGUGAUCUCUGCUCUAAGGCAUAGCUUUUGCCGGGAUCGAUUUGUAAGUCACCCUGGCCUCCCUUUGCAUGUGCUAUGGGGGGUCGUGGGCGACAUUGUGGUUUUGCAGCGUCGUGGGUGGCUUUGCAGCGUCGUGGGUGGCAAAA